Rana temporaria (common frog) is the source of this 2040-nucleotide messenger RNA. RefSeq names its product DEK proto-oncogene (gene DEK). Lineage: Eukaryota; Metazoa; Chordata; Amphibia; Anura; Ranidae. Gene Ontology annotation, cellular component: nucleus. Bases 263 to 1435 code for a protein of 390 amino acids. Gene Ontology annotation, molecular function: DNA binding; histone binding. The record is from RefSeq and is a predicted model, not a curated record. Gene Ontology annotation, biological process: chromatin organization; regulation of double-strand break repair. The transcript has 11 exons.
UCUGCUCUUGUGGUUGGUCGCCGUUUUCCCGCUUUGCCCGGACACCGCCAUUUUAAAUAAAAAUAAAUAAAUAAAAUAGCAGUGGCGUUCGGUGAGCUCUUCUUCUGGACGGGGAUUUUUUUUUAAAUUGUUCUAGCGGUGACCGGGACACUUCCUGUAGCCGGUUCUCUGCGCCUUUUCCCGCCAAGUGUGACCGAGACUUGUUCAGACAUCUUCCCGCUGCGCCAUCUCCGCCGCCGGGCUGAGCACACAGGAAAAAAACAUGUCUUCUGAUGUAUCGGAUAGCCUGACAAAAGAGGAAACAGAAGAUGUUGAGAUGGAAACAGAGGCUGUUGAAAUGGAAACCGAGGAGAAAGAUAUUGAAGAUGCUGCUAAUGGGAGUGAAGGAGAAGAGGAGGAAGAUGAAGAGGACGACGAUGAUGAUAAAAAGGAAAAGAGUCUCAUUGUUGAGGGUAAAAGAGAAAAGAAAAAGGUGGAGCGAUUGAGCUUGGAAAUGACCGUUGUAAGGAAGGACUCAGUCAUGACUGAAGGAAAGGGUGAAAAACUACAUGAAAUAGAACGCAUAUACUACUUCUUAAAGAAGAAGAAAUGUGAUGAGUUACGACUUUUGCAUCGUCUGCUUUUUAAUCGCCCAGGCACAGUUAAUCUGGUGAAAAAGAAUAUUGGACAGUUUAAUGGCUUUGCAUUUGAUGCUGGAAGUGAACAGUACAAAAAAAAGGAAGAUAUGCUAAAAAAGUUUAAAAAGAGCGAUUUGAAAAAUAUUUGUGGCGUACUUGAUCUUGAAAAGUCUGGUGCAAACGUUGAGUUAAUUUCUAGGAUUAUGAAAUUCCUCUUGAAGCCCAAGUCUACAGGAAAGUCCUUGCCAAAGUCCAAGUCUAAGACUCCAAAGAGCAGUAAAAAAGAACGUAGCAGUUCAGGCUCAGCACGAAAGUCUAAAAGCAGUAAAUCCAAUGUAAUUUUGACUGACGAGUCUAGCAGUGAGGAUGAGAAAAAGGAUAAAGAGUCUUCCGAGGAGGAAAAAAGCGAGGAAGAGGAGGAGGAAGAGGAGCCACCAAAGAAAGUUGCUAAAAAGGAAAAGGCCAAACCAAAAUCAACACCCAAGAGUAAGAAAGCCACAAAAUCUGCAAAUGUAAAGAAGGCAGAUAGCAGUACUACAAACAAGAAGAGCCAAGCUAGUUCCAAAAAAGAGACCAUAGUAGAAUCGGAAAGCGAGUCAGAAGACAGCUCAGAUGAUGAGCCCUUGAUAAAGAAGGUGAAUAAACCACCCACUGAUGAAGAGAUCCAAGAAACGGUGAAAAAGCUUUUAGCAGAAGCAAACCUGGAAGAAGUCACAAUGAAGCAAAUCUGCAAAAAGGUGAAUGAGAGCUAUCCUACUCAUGACUUGUCCUCAAGAAAAACUUUCAUUAAGGCUACAGUUAAAGAGCUUAUUUCAUGAUUCUUUAGAGAACUAUAUUUUAUACAUGGAAAAUACAUGGACUGUUGGAUUAUACUCGUUAUACUUCAUAUAUGAGAAUGACACCAGCAAAAGUGUAUUUGUUUUUACCACUUUGGGUACAGUGUAUUUUUAAGCAGAUUUUGCUUUGUUUGCGUUUAAAGGCCUAUGUAAAUUGCUUAAUUAAAACCUAUUUUUACAGUAGUAUCCAAGUAGUAUACUUUUAGCUAUCCAUUUUUUUUUUUUUUUUUUAUCAUUCUCUAUAGUUUUGCAAUCCUUCUAUUUGCAUUGCAGCUGGAAGACAUUGCGCACGUCAGUGAGUUGUGGGGUUUCCUUAAAAACCUGUUCCUUUAUACCAAGGCUGCCAAUGUGACCACCUAUUAAAAAUACCAGUGUUCUGGCUUUUGAACCAAUAGUUUCAGUACUUUGUCACUGACCUGGAACAAGUCUGUAUUUUAUUUUAAGUUCUGAUUCGCUGACUUUUCUCAUCCGCAUGCUUUUUCCAGAUCAGUGGGGUUGGUUUGCAAAGGGGAUAUGCGCUAUUUAAAUUUUAUUUUGUAAUUUUAGUAAAGUGAUAUUCAUUUUGGCUUGGCGAAUAAGGUGAAUAU